Molecule: messenger RNA, 2513 nt
Organism: Jatropha curcas
Lineage: Eukaryota; Viridiplantae; Streptophyta; Magnoliopsida; Malpighiales; Euphorbiaceae
Gene: G6PD2
Product: glucose-6-phosphate dehydrogenase 2
Biological process (GO): glucose metabolic process; pentose-phosphate shunt, oxidative branch
Cellular component (GO): chloroplast stroma
Molecular function (GO): NADP binding; glucose-6-phosphate dehydrogenase activity
Source: RefSeq, a predicted model, not a curated record
ACUUGUCUUCUCUCUGACUCACUAUAUAAUUUUUUUUUUUCUUUUUGCUCUUCUCCGCCUUCUCCUCUCUCUAAAGAUUAAAACUUUAGUUGUUGUUGGCGAAGACAAAGGGCAGCCUUUCGGAGAUCUCAAGGGCCUGACCUCUCGAUAAUUCCGAAGUUGUUUUAGCAUUUCCCUGAUAGCCAUAGCCAUCUUCUAUUCAUCUCCUUUAGAAUACUAAUUCCUCACCUCCGUUAAAUUUCUUGAUUGAUUGACAAAGAAAAGGAGGUUAAUCUAGAGGGAGUAAUUCAAAUAUUUAGAAACAGAAAUGGCUACACUUUCUUCAAUACAUUGCCGUUCUUAUUCAUAUUCAAGUUCUUUAUUUUCUUCUUCUUCAUCAUCCAUUAAUGGACAGCAAUUUGAGCGCAUAAACUUCUCUUCUUCUGGGAUUUCAAAGAGGUUUUUACCAGUUAAGGUCUCCUUACAAUCGCAGAAGAAUUCUUACCAAGAUGUGGUUCUCAUGCAAGAUGGUGCAGUCGCCACUCCGGUAAACCCAGCAGGAAAUGAAAUUUCUUUCAAGGAUGUGAAAGAUGGGCUGUUGUCUUCAAUAAAAUCUGCUGAAGAAUUAAGACAAGUAGCUGAUUUUGAUGCAAAUAAAAAUGAGUCAACUGUCAGUAUCACUGUGGUUGGAGCCUCUGGGGACCUUGCCAAGAAAAAGAUAUUUCCUGCACUUUUUGCACUUUAUUAUGAGGAUUGUCUCCCCGAGCACUUCACCGUGUUUGGUUAUGCUCGGAGUAAGAUGACUGAUGCUGAACUUAGAGACAUGGUUAGCAAGACUUUGACUUGCAGAAUUGAUAAGAGGGAAAACUGUGGUGAAAAGAUGGAACAGUUUCUUAAGAGAUGUUUCUACCAUUCUGGUCAGUAUGAUUCUGCUGAAAAUUUUGCAGAACUAGACAAGAAGUUGAAAGAACAUGAGGGUGGAAGACUUUCCAAUCGCCUCUUUUAUCUAUCAAUCCCUCCAAACAUUUUUAUUGAUGCAGUAAAGUGUGCAAGCUCAUCAGCUUCAUCUGGUAAUGGCUGGACCAGGGUCAUUGUUGAGAAACCCUUUGGCCGAGAUUCAGAAUCCUCAGCUGCUUUGACAAAAGCGCUCAAGCAAUACCUAGAAGAGGAUCAAAUAUUUAGGAUUGACCAUUAUCUUGGAAAAGAACUGGUGGAAAACCUAUCUGUUCUCCGCUUCUCCAAUCUUAUUUUUGAACCCUUGUGGUCGAGGCAGUAUAUUAGGAAUGUACAAUUAAUAUUUUCUGAAGAUUUUGGCACUGAAGGACGUGGAGGGUACUUCGACCAUUAUGGGAUAAUAAGAGAUAUAAUGCAGAACCAUCUGCUUCAAAUACUUGCCCUCUUUGCCAUGGAAACCCCUGUCAGUUUGGAUGCAGAAGAUAUCAGAAAUGAAAAGGUUAAAGUUUUACGAUCAAUGAGGCCUAUUGGACUCGAAGAUGUGGUCAUUGGGCAGUACAAGAGUCACACCAAAGGAGGAAUCACUUACCCAGCCUAUACUGAUGAUAAGACGGUGCCAAAAGACAGCUUAACUCCAACAUUUGCCGCUGCUGCCCUUUUCAUAGACAAUGCUAGAUGGGAUGGAGUACCUUUCCUUAUGAAAGCUGGCAAAGCAUUACAUAAUAAGAGGGCUGAGAUACGUGUACAGUUCAGGCAUGUGCCUGGUAACUUAUACAACCGGAACUUUGGAACAGAUCUUGAUCGAGCUACAAAUGAGCUUGUUAUCAGAGUGCAACCAGAUGAAGCUAUCUAUUUGAAGAUCAACAACAAGGUCCCAGGGUUGGGAAUGAGAUUGGACCGUAGCAAUCUAAACCUUCACUAUGCAGCAAGAUACUCAAAGGAGAUUCCAGAUGCAUAUGAGAGGCUCUUGCUGGAUGCCAUUGAAGGGGAAAGAAGGCUAUUUAUCAGAAGUGACGAACUGGACGCUGCUUGGUCAUUGUUCACUCCCGUUCUGAAGGAGCUUGAAGAGAAAAAGAUUAUACCGGAAUAUUAUCCAUACGGUAGUCGGGGCCCUGUUGGGGCUCAUUAUCUGGCAGCAAGAUACAAUGUAAGAUGGGGUGACCUUGGUGUAGAGCAGUAAAUCUGAAAAAUGUUGUUUGGCAUUGCUAUUGAAGUAGGAUAGGGAAAGCAUAGAGAUUCUUGAUUCUUACUGUGUUUUUAUAAAGGAAAGGCUUAGAUACAGAAUUCUCAUAAACAAACUCCAUUGGAGCUCAGCAAAAGCACAAUGUAUCAAGGGACAUAAGGAUUUUCCUUACCACAUUUGAGUUGCCACAUAAUCAACGUUGUACUUCUCCAUGAUGGUAAAUUACAAGAAAGUGCACUCAACGUUUCCUUGUAGUCUGCCCAUAAAAGGGAAAAAUUUUUAUGGACAGGAGAACUUUUCCCUGCUACCUGUAAAAUUUGUAACUUCAACGGAAAGGGUAAAAGUAAAACCUUUUCCUUGUUCAAUAAAGCUGAAAGACAUUAUCUUCUAUGACAAA